CUUCGAUUUUGCAGAAUUCAUUUAAAUUUGUGGGGAAUUAGUUGGAAAAAAGAAGGGAUUUGGUUGAAGGACUUGAUGACAUCUUGAAUCAAACUGAAUCAAAUCCCCUGCAGUCUCCAGAAAAUCCCCGUACUGCAAGGAGAAAGCCCAGUAAUGCUGAGCCUGGAAGCUCAAAGAGCUUGACUUCUGCUCGCCAUGCAUCAAGAAGAACAACUGCAGAAGAGGUCAAUGAAGAAAAUAAGAAUGUUAGUGUACCCGAAACUUCAGCUGCACCUACUACCAGGACGAGGGCAACUGUCCAUUCAGCUAGGCAGAAGGUAGAGACCCAUUUGGAGGAAGCCGAGGAGGGUCAAGAGAAAAGGGAUGUGCCAGAGACUCUAGCCAUUCCAAAUAGCCGUAGAAGAGCGCCGGCAACUUCCUCCAGCAGGAAGGUAGAUGGCCAGGAAGAUGAAGGAUCAGUUCAGAGGGUGUAUAUAGCACAAGGAGAUCAGUGAGGUUGUUGGAGAAGAGCAUGUCCGGGCUCAGUUUGAAGGAACAGGGAAGAAAUCAGCCCAUAAAGAUGAUUGAGUACGUGGAGAAUGAAGGGGGGAAGGAAACGUUCGAAACUAAUCUGCUAGCAAUAUCACCAGAUAGUGCGCAAGCAACUGAUGGAUUGGAGAGUUCUGGCCAAAUUUCUAAUGGCCUAUUUGAGGAUAGACAGGAAUUGAAAUAUGAUAUUCAAGACAAUGACAAGACUAAUGAUUAUAGAAUAGAGGAUACCAAGGCUAAGCUGGAAUUAGGUGCCGAAAAAUCUGAUGAGUUGAAGAAUCCCUUGGUUUUGGCAGUUCAAUAUCAAUACGAAAGUGAAGGAUCCAAAAAUGGUGAAAACACAGCAGAGAUGAGUGAUGAUUCCAUAGAAGAAAAGGAAUCAGAUGUUCAACUUACAAGGAUCUCAUCUGAGAUUGAGACUUCAAAUAUAGUUUCAGAAUCAGAAACCAACAAAGACUUGCAUGACAGUCAUGAUUUUUCAAUUGUUGAGGGGUCUACUGUCCCUGAACAAGUCUAUGCUGAGAAUAUGGACCAUGGUACUUGA
This is a messenger RNA of Tripterygium wilfordii, 1072 nucleotides long. RefSeq lists its product as uncharacterized. Lineage: Eukaryota; Viridiplantae; Streptophyta; Magnoliopsida; Celastrales; Celastraceae. The transcript is spliced from 4 exons. The record is from RefSeq and is a predicted model, not a curated record. Bases 512 to 1072 code for a protein of 186 amino acids.